UGACGCAACAAUUCGACCGCGUAAUCUCUUAUCAAAAAGUUUGUUUUUGAGUACUAGAAAACAUUUCAGUUAUUUCUUCGGUGUGCUGUGUUCAACCUUUCAUGAUCAAUCAAUUUGUACCAUAAUAGUGAAAUAGAACAACAGCUGAAAUUAUGGCCUUCAAUCCAUCAGAUCACCCUCACAACAGAUACAACCCCUUGAGGGGGGAAUGGGUCCUGGUAUGUCCACACAGAGGUAAACGGCCAUGGGCUGGUCAGAUCGAGAAGGUACGUGAAGCAGACAUUCCACGCUAUGAUUCAAACAAUCCCCUAUGUCCCGGAAACAAGCGAGCGAACGGGGAGGUUAAUCCACAUUAUGAACACACUCACGUAUUCAUCAACGAUUUUCCUGCCCUGAUGCCCGAUACGCCACUGCCUCCAGAAAGCAAUGACCCUCUAUUUCAAAUGCAACCAGCUAGAGGAACCUGUAAGGUGAUGUGCUACCACCCCCAUUCUGACCUUCAUUACUCCAACAUGGAACUCGAUGACAUCCACCUGGUGAUAGAAGAAUGGUUGACGCAAUACCAAGAUUUAGGAAAGAAAUUUCUCUGGGUCCAAAUAAUGGAGAAUAGAGGCGACAUGAUGGGAUGCUCCAAUCCUCAUCCCCAUUGUCAGAUUUGGUGUUCGGAAUUUUUCCCAAACGAACCAAGAAUAAAGCACGAAAAUCUAAAAUCGUAUUAUGAAAAGUACAAGAAGCCACUUUUACAAGACUACCUCGAAAAAGAGCUGAUCAGAGAAGAACGAAUCGUAUACGAAAAUAAGGAAUGGGUCGUCCUAGUGCCUUUUUGGGCAUUCUGGCCCUUCGAGACUAUGGUCCUCCCAAGACGACAAACGCAAAGAAUGUCUGAUCUCGAUGAUGAGCAGAAGAAGUACCUUGCGUUAAUGUUCAAAGAGUUCACCUCUAAAUACGACAAUCUUUUCGACUGCGCUUUUCCUUACUCAAUGGGGUUCCACGGGGCUCCAACUGGAGAACAAUUUAAAGUUGAUAUGCCUUUUUGGACAUUACAUGCUGUUUACUACCCUCCACUCCUUCGUUCUGCGACUGUCAAGAAAUUCAAGGCUGCUUACGAAUUGUUGGCCCAAGAUCAGCGAGAUAUUUCUCCUGAAUUGGCAGCUUUGAGGUUGAGAGAACAACCCACAACUAGAAACCUCAAAUGAUCAUUAUUUCUUUGAAUAUCUCUUUAUAUUUCAUUUCAUUGUUUUCCUAUAGGGUGAAAAAAGUUGUAAGUCUAAUGGAACGAUUGAAGAUCUCGAUGUUUUAUAUUUUAAUAUCAAUUAAAAAUGUUGUUUUGACUCAUUUAUUCCAUAAAAUAUACUUUGUUCCAC
This is a messenger RNA of Harmonia axyridis, 1364 nucleotides long. RefSeq names its product probable galactose-1-phosphate uridylyltransferase. NCBI's taxonomy places the organism in Eukaryota, Metazoa, Arthropoda, Insecta, Coleoptera, Coccinellidae. Gene Ontology annotation, biological process: beta-D-galactose catabolic process via UDP-galactose, Leloir pathway. The transcript is spliced from 3 exons. Gene Ontology annotation, cellular component: cytoplasm. The record is from RefSeq and is a predicted model, not a curated record. Bases 153 to 1196 code for a protein of 347 amino acids. Gene Ontology annotation, molecular function: zinc ion binding; UDP-glucose:hexose-1-phosphate uridylyltransferase activity.